AUGCCACGACCUGAGGGACGGAGGUGCCUCGUGACAUCUGCAAGUGGCAUAACUGUGAGCCGUCUACGUUCUGGGAGCCUCCUGCAUAGAUUUCAGUCUGCACUUCCUUCCGGCUCUCAGGACACUGCUGGACCUGCCAACAGCUUCUGCAUUCUGGACUGCGUUUUCCAGGAGGGCAAGAACACGUACUAUGUGAUGGAUCUGAUGUGCUGGAGAGGCAUGUCAUUCUACGACUGCGCUGCUGAGUUCCGCCUUUUCUGGGUGCAGCAGAAGCUGGCAGAGACAGAAGGAGUGCUGGAUGCAGCCUGCAAUGAGGGAUACAGGUUCUCGUCGGUGCCCAGUUGCUGGUGCUCUCCAUCUGGCUUCAGUGCUGCAGUACGCUGUGAGGUGCCCUUUGUGCAGGAUGGGUUGUACCUACUGCAUAUGGAUGGCUACUACAUGCCUGGACAGUCACCUCUGGCUCUCUUGUGGAAGGAUGCAUCAUGCAGCAGAUACUUCUUGGAUACUGAUGGAGAGGGCAAUGUUGGGGAGUUUCAGCAAGUCACCCUUGUGUAUCAAGGGGAUGGCUCACUUGCAACUGGAGACACCCCCCCUGUCGCCCUGGGCAGAUUGCCUGAAGACUUGCAGUCGAGUCUCAGACACAAAUUGAAGGCUGGGAAGCUGUUGAGGUGCACGAUCCGGGAGCAGGGAAUCCGGACUGAGUACGGGCAGCCCCUCAGUGCAGACUUGCGAUUUGAAGAGUUCGCAAACCAGCGUAGGGGGCAUGCAGAUACUGUGGGCAAGGUGUUGUUUCAACACAAUGCCAGGAAGGGCCUCAUCAGCCAUGACACUGUCGUUGCAGAGCUGCAAGAACAGCAAAGACAGACAAGUGCAUAUGACUCAUCAACCAAGGCAAUGCAAGAAACAGAACACUUGCAGGGCUGUUGA
Ostreobium quekettii is the source of this 927-nucleotide messenger RNA. The record is from the annotation of a GenBank genome assembly. Lineage: Eukaryota; Viridiplantae; Chlorophyta; Ulvophyceae; Bryopsidales; Ostreobiaceae.